AUGGCAAUAAUUCGGUUGUUGAUGAUUUUCCUUCUGGUAAUAUUUUACCUGAAUCCUAGCGUACUGUUCUCCGAAAGUGAUGAGAAUCAAUCAUCAAAUGAGCUUGACAGUAGAUUUUUAACCUCGAGCGAAGCAGGUGGUUACAUGGCGGAACAGAUUCCGAAUGGAACCUACAGAGGCCCAGAUAUCCCAUCAAACACAAACAUAAGCGGCAACGCUUCAGCUAGUCAACUGCCCACUUCCCAACCAUUUCACUUACGUGACAACAUUAUUGGGAGAAGUAAACUGCAAUACAUCGACUACAAACUAGAAUAUGGAUUACGUUACGAACCAAAAAUUAUCGCAAGCAGGCAUCAGCAACAGCAAGCCGAAACCACAGUUCCAGUAAUGGGAAAUGAAAGCAAUAAGGAAGAAAGCCUGUCUACACCCUCCUCGGACGCCGCGAUAAUCACAAAAAAUGAAACAUUACCAAUCGUUGGUACCAUCACCACACCGUCAUCGGCCACUGCCAACGCAACCGUCACAAGUAAUGUUAUGCGACCACCCACCCGAAUCGCGAAUGCUUUUGCUCUAAUUAGUGAAAAAUUACAAAAACUUUUCCUACAUGGAUCUCGUAUGAACUCAACCGAAUCCCGGGUGAUACAAAAGAACAAAUCUCCGUUAACAUUGCUCAGUGUGUUCGAUAUUAUUAGAUUUGAGAACAGCCCUUGCGUGGCAAAACGUGAUAAUUUAACAACGCUUUAUGGUGUCUGCUUUCAAGAAGUUCAGUGCCAUCAACUGGGUGGUGUGCCAAUGGAUUUGUGCGCAGCGGGUUUUGGUAUCUGUUGUGUUUUUAGGCUAGGGUGCAGCGAGAAGACUGUGCAAAAUAUUACCUACUUCCAAAGCCCCAAUUAUCCGUUGGCAGUUCGCACACGUUUAACAUGCACUUUAUCUGUGGGUCUACGCUGGAACGUACGCCAGGUUUUGUUGGAGUUUAUUUUUUUCGAAAUGGCAGCCCCGGUUAAUGGCAAUUGCGUAGAAGAUCUGCUGAUUAUAUCAGUUCAGAACAGUUAUCGGAAAUAUCCGAUUAUGUGUGGCAUUAACAGUGGACAGCAUGUAUUUCUUCAUAUCGAUAGGCAAUAUUCACAUUUCCUAUAUCUGACUGCUGUAUCUAACUCAGAUCAACCAAAAGCAUUCAACAUACGAAUAAUUCAGCUGUCAACCGAUGAAGCACCUGAAGGAUGUUUACAAUAUUACCACGGUAUAAACGGAUAUAUUAAAUCCUUCAACUAUGACGAUUAUUCUGUGAUAGUCAAACGGCGCAAUCCAAGUUAUUUGAAUAACCUUAACUAUGCUAUCUGUAUCAAACGAGCGGCCAAUUUUUGCAGUACAACCUUUGAAUCCGUGGCAGAGGACGGACAGGCCACUGAGUUUCAACUUACUAACGUCGACGAAGACGGAACCAGCUUGAUUCAACCAAACACGGCCGGUGUGGAAAUUUACAAUUGCCCGGACGAUUUUAUUGCCAUCAACUAUUUACGAUUAUGUGGAGACCGAUUGAACGAUGGUUCUAGUAUCGCCAAUUAUACCCAAAACGCUCCGGUUACAGAUGACAGUCGAGGACCGGUUGUAGUUCCUGUACGAACAAACAACGAGAAGGUAGGACGUGGAUUCAGGAUUAUGUAUCGUCAGAAUGUGUGCAUAAACCGACAAUAA
Sabethes cyaneus is the source of this 1695-nucleotide messenger RNA. RefSeq lists its product as uncharacterized. The coding region runs from base 1 to 1695 and encodes 564 amino acids. The transcript has 6 exons. The record is from RefSeq and is a predicted model, not a curated record. NCBI's taxonomy places the organism in Eukaryota, Metazoa, Arthropoda, Insecta, Diptera, Culicidae.